Molecule: messenger RNA, 486 nt
Organism: Morus notabilis
Lineage: Eukaryota; Viridiplantae; Streptophyta; Magnoliopsida; Rosales; Moraceae
Exons: 1
Coding region: 1-486 (161 amino acids)
Source: RefSeq, a predicted model, not a curated record
AUGACUAAGGAGUUCCUUCCAGACAUUAAAAAGAGGUUUGCCAAGAAUGAAAAGGCUAAAAUAGGUACACUCUUGACAAGCCUAAUUUCAGUGAGGUAUAAGGGCAAAGAUAAUAUUAGGGAGUACAUCAUAGAGAUGUCUCAUCUUACUUCAAAGUUGAAAGCACUUAAGCUAGAACUCUCCGAGGACUUACUAGUGCAUCUGGUUCUGAUAUCCCUUCCGAUACAGUUUAGUCAGUUUAAGGUGAGCUACAACUGUCAGAAAGAGACUUGGUCUCUGAAUGAGCUCAUCUCAUACUGUGUUCAAGAAGAGGAAAGGCUAAAGCAAGAUAAGGCAGAGAGUGCUAACCUGGCCUCAACCUCUAAGGACAAGGACAAGGGAAAGAAAUGGAAGAAGGAAGCUGCAGAUACGGCACCUCAAAAGAAACAACAUAAGAAACCAGAUCAACCGGAAGGCACUGGAUGUUUCUUUUGUGGAGCUGAAUAG